CAUUUUCAGCCAAUAAGCUGGGAGACUGCAUGGCGAGCACUGGUGUAUAUUUGGUGAGCUGUCCGCUCUCUCAGUGGCUUCUUGUACGCGUAUAAAUGUAGCCUCUGUGUGAGCUGGCUUCUUUCUCACAGUUGCCAUGGCUUUUCCUCGCUCGUUUCUUCUCUGCUUGCUGUCCUGCACCUUGCUUCAUCAGGGAUGUGCUCGUCCUUCCCGCUCCAGGAAAGCUGCGGCAGGUCAAGAAGAUGACGACACGAAGGCACAAAUUGAUAAACUAUGGCAAGAGGUGAACUCCUUGAAGGAGAUGCAAGCGCUGCAAACAGUUUGUCUUCGUGGCAUCAAAGCUCACAAGAAGUGUUACCUGGUCGUUGAGGAACCCAAGCAUUAUCAUGAGGCCAAUGAGGACUGCAUUGCUCAGGGUGGAACCUUGGCCACACCCCGAAACCCGAGGGAAAACAGCGACCUACGAGACUACGCCAGACUCAGCUCGCCAGGCACCAAAGACGUCUGGAUAGGUGUGACCGAUAUUGUUAAAGAAGGCCAGUACGUCGAUGUCAACAGCAUGCCCAUCACCUACUUCAAUUGGGAUCGUGCCAAGAAGGAGCCGACAGGAGGAAAACGAGAGAGCUGUGCUGUGCUCUCGCUCUCAGCACAGGGCAAGUGGCACGACGAGGUGUGUCGCACUGAGAAGAGAUACAUAUGUGAAUACCUCAUUCCUUAAUCUGCCAUUAAUAUCCAAUGCUCUAUGCAUGAUGACAAUUUCAUCACUGAUGCUGGUUAUUAAAGCUGUCUAAGGAUGUGACGUCAUGUUCCACAUAUUUGUUGUAGCAUUAAAAGUCUGGUCUGAGAGUGACUUCAGUCUGUGCAAAAUCACAUCUUUAUUAUCUGUAUUAUUGUUUUUCAAUAUUUAGAGUAGCAUACACAAGGUUGUAACAGGAAUACAGUCAUAACAGUUACAUAACUUUGUUGCAAAAUUUAACCAUAUGAUUGGCUGUGUGUGUCCGUGUGUGUGUGUGUGUGUGUGUGUGUGUGUGUGUGUGUUCAUUGUUUCACUUUCUGAUAUUUUCUGUGUACGCUUAUUAGGUCCCCAUUAAUUACAUGUUAUUAUUUCCUCAUAACGAGUUAAACACAGAUUCAUUUGAGUUAACUGAUUUACUCAUUUAAAUCCAGAAUUUGAGCUCAUGUUUAGGUUUCCAAGCAUACUUUUUUCUCCACACUGUAUCUGGAUCACAGGAAAGUCAUGUCCUCAGAAAGCAUUUCUGGGUCUAGUGUCCUCUUAUGUUAUAAGUACAAGAAUGUGUGUGUAUGGGUAAAUUUCUUUUCACUUUCUUAACCUGGCUUUGUUUUGAAUCUGUCCUCAUGCCUACUUUACCUUAAUAUUGCAUAUCGAAUUCUGUCAUCAGUGAUUGGUCUACUUAAAAUAAAUAAAUAAAUAAAUAAAUAAAUAAAGA
Molecule: messenger RNA, 1448 nt
Organism: Ictalurus punctatus (channel catfish)
Lineage: Eukaryota; Metazoa; Chordata; Actinopteri; Siluriformes; Ictaluridae
Gene: clec3a
Product: C-type lectin domain family 3, member A
Exons: 3
Coding region: 137-718 (193 amino acids)
Source: RefSeq, a predicted model, not a curated record